This is a messenger RNA of Gadus morhua (Atlantic cod), 15931 nucleotides long. Its product is annotated as nesprin-1. Gene Ontology annotation, molecular function: protein binding. The record is from RefSeq and is a predicted model, not a curated record. NCBI's taxonomy places the organism in Eukaryota, Metazoa, Chordata, Actinopteri, Gadiformes, Gadidae. Gene Ontology annotation, cellular component: membrane.
GUGUACCAGAGUCUGGACAGGGAGCUCCAGAGACACGUCAGCCUGCAGGACGCCCUGCAGCAGUGCCAGACCUGGCUGGCCACGGUGGCGGACGAGCCCGAGCCUCCAGCACACCCCCCCGUCAGCCUGGAGGGGGCGCUGGUGCAGGUGAAGCAGGAACGGGCCCUCCAGGAGCAGGCCAGCACCUACCUCCACCUGGUGUGCUCCACCUGCGACCUGACGGAGCAGCGGGUCAGAGAGGCGGCCAACGCCAUCCAGGAGGUCAAGCUGCAGGUGGAGGACCGCAUGCUGAUGUGUGAGGAGGUGGCGGACAGCUGGCGGGAGGUGGAGGAGCAGCAGGCGGACCUGAAGGUGCAGCUGAGGGAGAUGGACCAGCACCGUCAGAGCCUGGCCCGCAGGCCCGCCGAGCUGGAGCCCAAGAUCGCCCAGAACCAGCUGGACAAGGCCCAGGAGUUCCUGCAGCAGGUGCGUGACCGGCAGUGCGACGUGACCCACCUGAGCGACACGCUGGUCCGGCUGACGGACGGCCAGGGCUGCCCCGCCCUGGAGGCCGUCGGCCGGCUGAGGGGCAGCUGGGUGGAGCUUGGCCAGAGGGCGGAGGAGCUGGAGGCCCAGCGGGGGGAGGACAUGCAGCACAGCGGGGAGUACCAGGAGAGCGUGGCGGCCGUGGAGGAGCUCUUCCACCAGGUCUCCAGGGAGUGGGACUACCUGGCCAGGGCGGACACAGAGAGCACCAGUGAGCACCUGGAGGCCCUGAAGAAGCUGUCCAGCGACCUGCAGGAGCAGAGGGCCACACUGGAGGACCUGAGGGAGCAGAAGCACACCGUGUUGCCCCGACUCAGCCUGCUGGACAAGGAGCUGGUCAAGCAGCAGGUGGGGUACCUGGAGCAGCGCUGGGCCCAGCUGGAAGGCCUGAUCCAGAAGAAGAUCCAGGACUCGGCCGGGACGCUGGAGGACAUGGCCAGGGUGGAGGCCCAGCUGAGGGACGCCCGGGAGUGGGUGGAGGAGCAGAGGCCCUCUCUCACCUCGGCGCUGAAGACCAGCCCCCCGCCGGACGUGGCCCAGAGCUUCCUGUUCGACCACCUGAGCGUGUGCGUGGAGCUGGAGGCGCGGCAGCAGCUGCUUGGGCAGGCGGUCAGCGAGGCCAAGGCCGUGGCCUCCCGCCUGGGCCUGAGCGAGAAGAGGAGCCUGCAGGAGCUGGUGGAGCAGGCCCAGAGCGAGGUGGAGGCGCUGGGCGCGCGGGUCACCCAGAGGAGGAAGUACCUCAGCAAGGCCUUCACAGAACGGACCCAGUUCCUGCAGGGUCUGGGGCGCGCGUUGGCCUGGGUUCAGCAGCAGGAGAGCAAGGCCUUAGUGGACGACCACGUGGCCCUCCUGCCCGAGGACCUGGCCAAGCAGGUGGCCGCGGGCCAGGGCGUGCAGCGGAGCCUGCGGACCUACCAGGGGGAGCUGGCCUCUCUGUGGGCCCAGGGACGGGGCCUCGAGAGGGACGCCACGGACCACGAGAGGGUGGAGACCCUGGCCCGGCUGGAGGAGCUGCAGGUGGCCUUCGAGACGGUGCAGCAGCGCACCGCCCAGCGCCUGACCGACCUGGACAAGGCCAUGACCGCCCGCAAGUACUUCCAGAUCGACCUGGACAAGACCUGCGGCUGGCUGAGGCAGGCGGACACCGUCACCUUCCCCGAGAUCGACCUGACGGACGCCCCGCAGAGCUCGGACCUGCAGGCGCGUCUGUCCUGCUACCAGCGCGUCCUGGAGCAGGCCUCGGAGUAUGAGAACCUCCUGCUCAUCGUGCAGCGGAUCGGCCAGGAGAUCCUGCCCACGCUGAACGAGAUAGACCACUGCUACCUGGACGAGAGGCUCAACGCCCUCCCGCAGCAGUACAACAGCAUCCUAGCGCUGGCCAAAGAGAAGCGGGACAGGGUGCAGCAGGCCAUCCUGGAGAGGAACGACUUCAGCACUUUCUUGGAGAUCACGAGGAACGCUCUGGAGGAGCUCAAGGGACAGCACGACAAUCUGGCGAAGCAGGCCGUAGCCGCGAGCGAGGAGGAGGUGGCGCGGCGGCGCGACGAGUACGGCAACCUGGAGGGGAGUUUGGCCCACCUGGGCCCGGCGGUGAGGGAGCUGAUGGGGAAACGGGAGGCCUUCCACAGCCGCGGUCAGCGCUGCAGCGUGGAGGAGAUACAGCGGUUGGUCGCGAUCCACGACACCCUGAAACGCCAAAUCGAUCAGAAGAGGAAACUGUUGGGCGAUUGCUUGGAGACGGUGGUGGAGCACAACCGUGCCUCGGCGCACUUUGAGUCAGAGUGCGACGCUGUGAGGGGGAGUCUGGUGAGACUGCAAUCAGACGACCGCCUGUGCGCCACGGACAGUUUGACGGGCGUCUUGGGGCUACUUGAAAGUGUGGAGAGCUUGAGUUCUCAAGCGGAAGGGUGUGAGCGAAAACUCAAAAGCCUUAAUGUGAACUUUGAACCUUCGGCAAUCCAGGACGUCACUUUAAGGCAGGAAUCCCUGCGAUCGUUACAAUCAGAAGUACGGAGGAGCAUCACGGAAAGGGAAAAGAAUGUGUGCCAGAAUGAAGAUUUCACGAGAGGGACAGAGAAAGUUUUAGCGUGGUUGGUUGCGAUGAAAGACAAGAUUGAGGAGCCUUUGGCCUUUUCGGAGGUCGAGGUGGAGAAUGUGCAGGAGGAAUUGAGGAGACUGAGGAUCGUUGAGGAGGAGGUGGAGGGCGUCUUACGGGUGGCAGGUGCCUUGGGCAGCAGAGAGAAGCAGAGAUUUGACGGCAGGAAGGAAAAGGUGCCAGCCAGUGUAGAGAAGCAGCUGCAGCGACUUCACAAGCUGGAAGCAGAAGUCACCAAAGCCAUUAGCACUAAACAGCUGGCCGUGGACCAGGCCCUCCCUCUGGUCCAGAGUUACAGCGACUCCCAGCGCUCUGCCCAGACCUGGGUGGACGCCGCGGGGGCCGCCCUCCACGGGGCGGGCCUGGGGGUGGACCCGGAGGACCAAUCGGAGAGCAGCAGGGGGCUGCGGGACCUCCUGGACCGGGACGGGGCCUUCGGGGCGGGGCUGGAGGAGCUGCGGGCCCUGCAGCCCCUGCUGAAGCCUCUGGUGCGGCCGGCGGGGGCCAUGCAGGAGCUGAGGAGACGCGUGGAGGAGAUGAGGCUGAGGAACAUCACGCUCAGACAGCAGCUUGAGGAGCGGCACCAAGCUCUGCAGAGCGCUGCGUCUCUAUGGAGCUCGUUCCAGCAGGAGCGGGAGGCCCUGAUUGGUUGGAUGAACACUGCAGAAAACACAAUGAGUUCCUUCCCUUCAGCCAAGGCAGCCGGUCUCCUGGAAGCAGAAGACAAAUUCCACAGCUACAAGUCUCUGCUGGGCGGGAUGGACUCGGCCGAGCGGUCGCUGACCGCGCUGAGAGAGAAGGCUUCGGCCCUGGAGACCCUCGGCUCCGAGGCCGGCCGGGCAGCCGUCGCCGGCCACUCCGUCUCGUCACUAUGGCAACGGCUGACCAGGCUCCGCAGUGUGGCCCGCGGCCAGGAGAGGGCACUGGAGGACACGGUCCGCGAGUGGAGGAAGUUCAAUGAAAAGAUGGAGAAGGCCCGCUGUGUGUCAGCUGACCUGGGCGGCCGCGUGCCAGACAGCACGGUGGAGAAGGCCGCCACCAGGGCGGCGCUGCAGAGCCUGCUGGAGUACCACGACUCGUACGGCCGCGAGCUGGAGAGGGAGCAGUCCUGCCUCGCCCUCCUGGGGCAGCACACCCUCUGGCUCCGGGGGCAGGAGGAAGAGCUGGGGGAGGUGGAGGAGGAGGAGAAGCAGGAGCAGGAGCAGGAGGAGGAGAACGGAAAGGAGGAACGCAGGCGAGGAGGGACGCCUUGCAUGCGAGAGAUCCGGAGCAUGCAGGAGAAGUAUAAGAGCCUGGGGGUGCAGGUGCGCAGCAGCAGGGGCCAGGUGCAGCAGGAGCUGCGGGAGCGGGAGGAGGUGGAGAAGGAGCUUGGCCUGGUAAAGGGGUGGAUCCAGGACACCAGGGGCCUCCUGCUGAGCCCCACCGCAGACCUGGACUCACUGCUGCAGGAGCUGGAGACGGCCCACGGCGAGGUCAUCUCGAGGCGGCAGAGUGUGGAGCGCAUGGCGGAGCUGCAGCAGUCCAAGUACCAGGACCUGCCGGCCGGUCUGCCCUCGGAGCUCAGCAUGCAGCUGGCCGAGGUGGCCCUGGCCCUGGGCUCCGCUGAGGACCAGGUGCAGGCGCGGGAGCGGGAGGUGCAGCAGACCCGGGACGUGAAGGAGGACUUCGGCGCCCGGCUGAAGGACAUGGAAGGCCGGCUGAGGAGCGUCUCCAGGAAGCUGGAGGACAAGCCGUCGGACCUGGAGCAGGCCAGGGAGGAGACCAAAUGUCUGUGUGAGGAGUGCGAGGGCUGCGGCGGCUCCCUGGCCGAGCUGGGUGUGGCUGUGCAGGAGUUCGGCGAGCAGAACCCCCUGCUGUGCAGACAGCUGGGGGACAGCCUGGCCCGGCUGGGGGAGACCCAGCGGCUCACCGCCCAGCAGGCCCAUCACCGGGCCAGCCGGCUGAAGGAGGCUGAGAGGCAGUAUGAGGAGUACAAGGGGAUGAGGUCGUUCAUUAUGGGAUGGACGGAGAAGGCAGAGGCCCUGGUCACCGGCAACAUCAUCUGGAGCUCCGCCUCUCAGCUGCAGGAGCAAAUCAGAGCCCACCAGGCCCUGCUGCGGGAGUGCCGCGGUCUCCAUGGCGACCUGGAGGCCAUGGCCGAGAGGGAGGGGCAGCUGGGCCAGGUGGUGCGCACCCGGGGGUGGAGCCAGCAGGUGAACCACCUGAGCCGGAGGGCCGAGGAGCUGCAGCAGCACGCCAGGACGCGCCUCCAGAGCCUGCAGGACGCCGCCAAGGAUAUGAUGCGCCUGGAGGCGGAGGUGAAGAGCCUCCACGCCACCCUGGAACAGGUCCAGACCACCCUGGCCUCGCCGGACCUCAACCGUCUGAGCCUCCGAGAACAGCUCACACACAGACAGCGCCUGCUGGUGGAGAUGGAGGGCUUCAAGCAGCAGGUGACCACGGUGCAGCAGUGCCAGAGCGCCCUCCGGCUGCCGGAGGAGGUAGUGGCCAGCCUGCCCAUCUGCCGCACUGCCCAGAGUCUGCAGCACGAGGCCAGCCAGCUGCAGCACACCACCAUCCAGCAGUGCAAUAUCCUGCAGGAGGCGGUGGUGCAGUAUGAGCAGUACGAGCUGGAGGUGAGGAACCUCCAGAGGCUGAUCGAGGAGGCCCACCGCAUCAUCCAGGACCGGCCCGUCUCCACCAGCAACAUCCAGGAGCUGCAGGCGCAGAUCCAUCACCACGAGGAGCUGGCCCAGAAGAUCCAGGGCUACCAGGAGGGGAUCUCGUCGCUGCACUCCAAGUGCAAGAUGCUCACGGUGAAGGCCAAGCACGCCACCAUGCUGCUGACGGUCGGCGACGGCGACGGCCUGUCGGACGGCGGCGAGGACCUCAGCGACGAGGACGAGCUGCUGCCGCCCGGCGCCGGCACGGCAACCAACGGCGCCGGCAACGGCGUCGGCCACGGCAACGCCGGCAAGCAGCUGCCCGCCCACCCUUCCGUCGUCAUGAGCCGGGCCCCUCUCCAGGAGCUGUACGACCCCUCCAUGGAGUCCAGCGCCGCCAACCUGGACGACCUGCAGAAGUCCUGGGAGACUCUGAAGAACGUGAUCAGUGAGAAGCAGAAGUCUCUGUACGAGGCUCUGGAGCGUCAGCAGCACUACCAGGAGACGGUGCAGUCCGUCUCCACCAAGAUGGAGUCCGUGGAGGGGGCGCUCAACGAGAGCCUGGAGCCCAGCAAGACCCCCGAGAGCCAAAUGGCCGCCCACCAGGCCCUGAUGGAUGAGAUCAUGAUGCUGCAGGAGGAGAUCGGGGAGCUUCAGACGUGUUUCUCCGAGGAGCUCCUGGGGGACGGGGACGGGGACGGGGACGGGGGGGACCAGCUGGCCCUGAGGUCCACCCUCACUGUGCUGGGGGAGAGGAUGGCCACCAUCCGCAUGAAGGCCUCCGGGAAGAGGCAGCUGCUGGAGGAGAAGCUGGGCGAGCAGCUGGAGGAGCAGCGGCAGCAGCAGACGCUGCAACGCUACCACGUCCAGGCGGAGGAGCUCAACCAUUGGCUGCUCAGCACGCAGGCCACGCUAAGCUCCGCCCUCCAGCCCCAGGGAGACUCCCUGGACAUGGAGGAGCAGCUCAUCGACUGCCAGAACAUGCUGUACGAGAUCGAGCGCAAGGUGGCGUCGCUGUCGGAGCUCUCGGUGCACAGCGAGUCCCUGCUGCUGGAGGGCCGCGCCGGGCCCCCUGGGGGCGAGGCGGAGCAGCUCACCCACAAGCUGCGCUCGCUGAAGGACAGCCUGGUGGAGCUGCAGCGCAUGCUGCACGACAAGCAGGUGGACAUCCAGGGAACGCUUCAGGAGCAGGAGGACAGCGAGACGGACUCCGUCCUGUCCCAGAGUCCCAACGUCCAGGACUGGCUGUCCCAGGCCCGCUCCACGCGCUCCCAGCAGCACCAGUGCAACCUGCUGCGUCAGAGGGAGCUGGAGGAGCAGGUGGCAGAGCAGCGGCGGCUCCUCCAAUCGGUGGCCAGCAUCGGGGAGGAGGUGCUGAGCCAACACGCCCCCCCAAACGGAGACAGUGAGGUGUCGGUCCCAGGGGGGGUCCUGCUGGAGGCAGAGAGCUUCUCCCCCCUGGAGCAGCUCCGGCAGCGCUGGGAGAACCUGAAGAGAGAUCAGAGCACCAAGCUGCAGCUGUCCCUCACCUCGCUGGAGCAGGAGCAGCUCAGCCCGGUGCUCCACAGACCUCGUCUGUCCAGUCCCGGGGUGGUUCUCCGGGGCGAGCCCCCAAGCCAGGACCCCCGCUCCCCCAGAGCCCUGUUCGAGGCCUGCAACCGGACCCUGGACGCUCUGGCCCAGGAGACAUCGUGCGGUGACGCCAAGGCGCGUCCCGGCGAGGCGGGGGUCCAGCAGGAGCUGUGUGUUGCCGUGGCGACGGCCUCGACCUGGCUGGACGCUGCGGAGAACCAGCUGCUGUCUGGACCCGUCCUGCUGUCUGAGGACACGGAGAGCCAGCUCUACACCAUGGAGGGCCUGGGCAGGGAGCUGAAGGAGGUGCGGGGGGAGGCGUCGCGGUGCCGGGCCCUGCUGGAGGCGGGGGGGCGGCUGUGGGACGGGGAGGAGCGGGGGCUGAUGGAGGACACCCUGGGCGGGCUGAUGGAGCGGCUGGAGCUGCUGGACUCCACCCUGGAGCAGCAGUGUGACGGCAUGAGGGACCGCCUGCAGGACCACUCGGCCUUCCAGAACGAGCUGAGGAGGCUGUUCACCGCGCUGGGGGACAGCAAGCAGGCGGUGCUGCAGAGGAAGACCGGGGCCGUGGACAAGCCCGCCUCCAAGCAGAUCGAGGCUCUGUCUGAGGUGGAGGAGAGCUUGCGGGAGUUUGAGCAGAGGGUGGCUGAGCUGAAGAGCAAAGCGGAGAGCCUACAGUCGGACCAGGUCUCCAAGCAGGAGCUGCUCAAACUACAGGAUGCGUACGGGGAGCUGGUGCUGAUGGUGGGCUCGCGGCGCAGCAGCCUGAACCACAGCCUGUCGCUGAAGGCCCAGUACGAGGCCGCGCUACACGACCUCGCCGACCUGGUGGACACCGCCCAGGACAAGAUGGCCGCCGACCAGAAGAUCACCGUGGCCUCGGUCAUCGACGUGCAGAUGCUCCUGGACAAACACAAGGAGUUCUUCCAGGGCGUGGAGCGGCAAAUGGUGCUGAGCCAGGCCUUCUACAGCAAGGUGUCGGGGCUGGUGGGUCCGAGGGAGAGCCAGGCCCUGGAGGAGACCAUGGGCGCGGCCCACAGCACCCUGAAGCAGGCCCACCGCAGGGGGGUGGAGCUGGAGAGCAUCCUGGAGUCGUGGAGCCGGCUCCUAGAGGACUACAAGGCGCUGUGCGGGCAGCUGGAGGCGGUGGAGGGCGGUGUACCCACCGUGGUGCUGGUGGAGGAGACGGAGGAGCGCCUCAGCGAGCGGAUCAACCUCUACCAGUGUCUGAAGGCCCGUCUGACGGAGCACCAGCCCCAGCUGUACCAGGUGCUGGAGGAGGGCAAGCGGCUGCUGCUGAGCGUGUGCUGCGGGGACCUGGAGACCCAGCUCACCACGCUGGGGGAGCACUGGCUCUGCUCCACCACCAAGGUCAACCGAGAGCUCCACCGCCUCGACUCCACCCUCAAGCACUGGAGCAGGUACCAGAGGGAGUCCUCUGAGCUCAGCCAGUGGCUGAGGUGGGCUCUGGACCGGCUGGGCUUCUGGACCACCCAGUCCGUCACCAUCCCCCAGGAGCUGGAGACCGUCAGGGACCACCUCUCCGCCUUCCUGGAGUUCUCCAAGGAGGUGGACGCCAGGUCGUCCCUGCGGUCCUCCGUGCUGAGCACCGGCCACCAGCUGCUGCGUCUGAAGCGGGCGGACACGGCCGGCCUGCGCUCCGCCCUGGCCCAGGUGGACACGCAGUGGGCGGAGCUCCUCACACGCAUCCCCGUGGUGCAGGAGAAGCUGCACCAGCUGCAGAUGGAGAAGCUGGCGUCGCGCCACGCCAUCCAGGAGCUGAUGAGCUGGAUCUCCCUCAUGGAGAACAUCAUCGGAGAGGACCAGGACCGCAUCUCCAGCGCCGUGGGCUCGGAGCGCGUCCAGGACUUCCUCCAGAAGUACAAGGGGUUCCGGAUCGACCGGACCUGUAAGCAGCUGACGGUGGACUUUGUGAACCAGUCGGUGCUGCAGAUCAGCAGCCUGGACGUGGAGGGCCGGCGCAGCGACAAGACAGACUUUGCGGAGAAGCUGGGGGCCAUGAACCGGCGCUGGCAGGUCCUCCACGGCCUCAUCAACGAGAAGAUCCAGCUGUUGGAGGGCCUGCUGGAGGGCUGGCUGGAGCACGAGAACGGGGUGCAGGCGCUGAAGGCCUGGCUCACGCUGCAGGAGGACAAGCUGAAGAAGAAACACCGGAUAGAGGACGUGGCCUCGGUGCAGAGCGCCCUCAAGGACUGCCAGGAGCUGGAGGAGCUGGUGAAGGAGAAGGAGAAGGAGCUAGAGAAGGCGGAGGAGCGAGGAAGUGCGCUGAUCCAGGACAAGAAGGGCGAGGCCUGCUCUGUCGUCAGAGAGACCCUCAAAGGACUCAACCAGUCCUGGGCCGGCCUGGACCACAUGAUGAGCCAGAUGAAGCUGAGUCUGCGCUCGGUGCUGGAGCGGUGGACGUCGUACCGCCGCGAGGCCGAGGAGAUCGGCGGCUACCUGAUGGAGGGACGCUACGCCGUGUCCAGGCUCCGCCUCCUGAACGGCUCGCUGGAGGCCGUGCAGCAGCAGGUGUCCAGCCUGGAGAGCCUGCAGGAGGAGAUGGACAAGCAGGAGAGCAGCCUGGGGAAGUUCGGCUCGGUGACCCACCAGCUGCUGACCGAGUGCCACCCGUCGGUGGCCGACACGCUGAACCGCGCCCUGAGGGACGUGAACAUCAGGUGGAACGGUCUGCUGGAGCAGAUCUCGGAGCAGCUGAGGAGCAGCAAGGCGCUGCUGGGCCUGUGGCAGAGCUACCAGGCGGUGGGCGGUCAGUGUGUGACGGCGGUGCAGCGGCAGGAGGACCGCGCCAACCGGCUGCUGAAGAGCGCCACCGACCGGGACAUCACGGAGCAGGAGAGCGCCGCCUGGGUCCGGGACUGUGACGCCUGCCUGGGCGGCCAGGCCCCCGUGCAGCAGUCGCUGCAGCAGCUGCAGGCCCUGGGGGAGCAGCUGAAGAGCCAGGUCGACGCCUCCUCUGUGGCCGCCCUCCAGUCCGAUCACCGCUCGCUGGUCCAUCGCCUGGCAACGCUGGAGCACGGCCUGCACCGGCACCAGGAGAUACUGCAGUCGGGGACCCAGGACUACGAGCUCUUCCGGGGGCAGCUGGACACACUGUGCUCCCAGGCUUCGGAGGCCGGGCUGGCCCUGAAGGAGGUAGACCCGGUGGGAACACCGGAGCCCACCGUGGUCCAGGAGCACAUGGAGCGACUCAAGGUUCACCUGCUGCAGCUGAGCAGCCUGUCCCCCGACCUGGAGCGACUCAACGAGCUGGCCUAUCGCCUGCCCCUCAGCGACCGCGACAUGAAGAGGCUGCAGGGCCUCAACCGGACCUGGGCCUCCCACUCGGCCCACCUCACCGAGAGGUUCAGUAAGCUGCAGGCGGGUCUCCUGCAGCACCAGAGCUUCCUUCAGAAGUGCGAGGCCUGGAUGGACUUCCUGUCCCAGACGGAGCAGAAGCUGGCCGCUGAGAUCUCGGGCAACCUCCUCAGUCUGAUGGAGCAGCAGAGAGACCACGAGCUGUUCCAGGCUGAGAUGUUCAGCCGACAGCAGAUCCUGUACUCCAUCAUCAGUGACGGACAGAGCAUGCUGCACCAGGGGCAGGUGGACGACAGGGAGGACUUCAGCCUGAAGCUGGCGUUGCUCAGCAACCAGUGGCAGUGCGUGGUGCGGCGCGCCCAGCAGAGGCGGGGCAUCAUCGACAGCCUGGUGGUGCAGUGGCAGAACUACCGGCAGAUGGCCGACAAGCUGCGGCGCUGGCUGCAGGAGGUCAGCCGCGACCCCGACGUCCACCAGCAGGGGGAGGCGGUGGCCCUGCAGGAGGCGCGCGCCAUGCUGGACCAGAUCCAGCUGCGGGAGCGGGUGCUCCAGCGCCAGCAGGGGGCGUACAUCCUGACGGUGGAGGCGGGCCGCAGCCUGCUGCUCACCGCCGACGGGCGGGUGGAGUCGGCGCUGCAGACGGAGCUCAUGGACACGCAGGAGAGGUGGAGGCACGCCCACCAGCGACUGGACCAGCAGCGCAGGGAGCUGCACGGCCUGCUCAAGGACUGGGGCCGCUGUGAGAAGGGCAUCGACGCGUCCCUGGAGAAGCUGCGGGCCUUCAAGAAGAAGCUGUCUGCGCCGCUGCCCGACCACCAGGAGGAGCUGCACUCGGAGCAGAUCCGCUGCAAGGAGCUGGAGAGCAGCGUGGAAGGCUGGACCGAUGACCUCACUUCCUUGUUCCUGUUGAGGGACUCCUUCGGGGGCGUGGUCAGUGCUGAUGACCUCACACUCCUGCAGGAACGCCUCCAGCUGCUGCAGAGCCAGUGGGAUGAGAUCUGCCACCAGCUCUCCCUGCGCCGGCAGCAGGUGAGCGAGAAGCUCAACGAGUGGGCGGUGUUCAACGAGAAGAACAAGGAGCUCUGUGAUUGGCUGACCACGAUGGAGAGUAAGGUCUCCCAGAACGGGGACAUCAGCAUCGAGGAGAUGAUCGAGAAGCUACGCAAGGACUACCAGGAGGAGAUCAGCGUCGCCCAGGGCAACAAGCAGCAGCUGCAGGCCAUGGGCGAGCGUCUGUCCCGGGCCAGCCAAGACAGCAAGGCGGCCGAGAUCCAGCACAAGCUCAGCAAGGUCAGCGAGCGGUGGCAGCACCUGCUGGACCUCAUCGGAGCACGGGUGAAGAAGCUGAAGGAGACCCUGUUGGCGGUGCAGCAGCUGGAUAAGAACAUGAGCAGCCUGCGGAGCUGGCUGGCCCACAUCGAGACAGAGCUGUCCCGCCCCAUCGUGUACGACACCUGCGACGACCUGGAGAUCCAGAGGAAGCUCAACCAGCAGCAGGAGCUUCAGCGAGACAUCGAGAAGCACAGCACGGGUGUGGCCUCUGUGCUGAACCUGUGCGAGGUGCUGCUGCACGACUGCGACGCGUGCUCCACGGAGACGGAGUGCGACUCCAUCCAGCAGGCCACGCGCGGGCUGGACCGCAGGUGGAGGGCCAUCUGCGCCCUGUCCAUGGAGAGACGCCUCAAGAUGGAGGAAACGUGGCGGCUGUGGCAGAAGUUCCUCGACGACUACGGGCGCUUCGAGGAGUGGCUGAGGACCUCUGAGAGGACCGCGGCGCUGCCCAACUCGUCGGGCGUCCUGUACACCGUGGCCAAGGAGGAGCUGAAGAAGUUUGAGGCCUUCCAGCGCCAGGUGCAGGAGUGUCUGACCCAGCUGGAGCUGAUCAACAAGCAGUACCGCCGGCUAGCCCGCGAGAACCGCACCGACGCGUCCUGCCGGCUGCGGGAGAUGGUCCACGACGGGAACCGGCGCUGGGAUCACCUGCAGAGACGGGUCGCCUCCAUCCUGCGCAGGCUCAAGCACUUCAUCAGCCAGAGGGAGGAGUUUGAGACGGCCCAGGACAGCAUCCUGGUGUGGCUGACGGAGAUGGACCUGCAGCUCACCAACAUCGAGCACUUCUCCGAGUGCGACGUCCACGCCAAGAUCAAGCAGCUCAGGGCCUUCCAGCAGGAGAUCCAGCUGAACACGGGCCGCAUGGAGCUGGUGCUGCGUCAGGGGGAGGGGCUCCUGGAGAAGAGCGAGCCGCUGGACGCCGCCGUGAUCGAGGACGAGCUGGGGGAGCUGCGGCGCUACGCCCUGGAGGUGUUCGGCCGCGUCGACCGCUACUACAAGAAGCUCACGCGCCUGCCGCUGGUGGAUGACGAUCUGGACGGCUCGGACCGUGAGCUAGAGGACGCUGAGGAGGAGGAGGAGGAGGAGGAGGAAGAGGAGGAGGAGGGCGUGGCCUCGGACCUCUCAGACCUCCAGUGGGGCGACGCCUCCCCGGCCCACGGGGGACGUCCCGCCGCCGCCGCCUCCGCCCUGGUGCGUGCCGAGCGCUCGGGCCGGGACACCCCCGCCAGCGUGGACUCCAUCCCGCUGGAGUGGGACCACGACUACGACCUGAGCCGCGGGCUGGACGGCGCGGCGGAGGGGCGGGGCCUGGGCGGCGAGGCAGGGGGGCGGGGCCAGGAGCGAGAGGACGAGUACCUGGGCACGGCAGUGACGGCCGGGCUGUCAGAUGUAGUUAUCCCCGAGAGCACCGAGGCUUACAUUAAACUGACCGAGAGCACCCUGCGGUCCUCCUCCGGGACUCCUGCCCACCUGAGACAGCGGGACCCCGCCCUGGAGCGGCAGCAGAGGGAGGGCCUGGCCAACGGCUCCAGCCCCGAGCUGGACUCCUCCUACAUGGGCUACAUGCGUCUGAUGGGGGAGUGCAGGGGCAACAUGGACGCCGUGAGGAGGGCGGAGGAGGAGCUGACGGAGGAGGAGGAGGACGCCCCGGGCCUUACCAAUCCCAUCAGCACCGACGCCCAGAGUGCAGGAGUGAUCGAGCGCUGGGAGCUGCACCAGGCCCAGUCGCUCACCGACCGCCACCGGCAGAAGCAAAAGCAGCUGAUCUCAGACCUGCAGACCAUGAGGGCGUGGCUGGGCCAGUCGGAGGCGGAGCUAGGACACCUGCGGAGCCUGGACCUCAGCACAGACAUCCAGGCCAUCCAGCAGCGCAUCCGCAAGCUCAAGGAGCUGCAGAAGAGCAUGGACGGCCACAAGUCGGAGGUGCUGUCAAUCAACCUGAGUGGCAGCGAGUUCCUCCAAUCGGAGCCUGACUCCGAGGAGGCGUGGGCCCUGAGGGACGGGCUGAAGGAGAUGAACUCCCGCUGGGAGCGGCUCAGCUCCUCGUUGGAGGCCUGGAGGGAGGAGCUACAGCGGGCGCUGAUGCAGUGCCAGGAGUUCCACGAGAUGAGCCACGGGCUGCUGCUGUGGCUGGAGCACAUCGACCGCCGGCGGAACCAGCUCGGGCCGGCCGCGCCCUCGGCCGACCGGCCCGCGCUGCGCUGCCACCACGCCUCGCUCACGCAAAUCAAGCAGGAGCUGCUGGACUCCCAGCAGAAGGUGUCGGCCCUCCAGGAGCUGUCGACCCAGCUACUGGUCCACAUCCAGCCCUCGGGCCCCGGCGCCCAGCCCCCGGGGGGCCCUGCGGCCCCGCCCUCGGGCCCCGGGGAGCGGCUGGAGGCCCAGGAGAAGGUGCACGUCAUCUGGAACCGGCUGAAGCUGCUCCUCAGGGAGGUGAACGUCGACCUGGAGGAGCUGGAGAGGAGGCUGGAGGAGGCCGGCCAGGGGAAGCAGGAGUCGCUGUCCCACGUGAACAAAGCCCACCUGUCGGGAACCCCUCGUCCCGUCUCCCUAGGGUCCGUCCCCAACCGGCGACGACUGGUAAUGUGCUCCACGUUUUACCGUCCAGCUCUCCGGCCGCCCCGGGGCAAAAGUAGUCAGGCCCGCGCAGGAUACCCCAGCAGAGGCCCCCGCCACAGCCCGAGCAAAUCCCUCGUCACCGCUGGCUGCGCUUCCUCCCGUUCUGACCGGACGGGCGGCCUCUGGACCUCCUCCUCCCCUCCGGCGGGCCCCUCCUUCCUGCUACGCGUGCUGCGUGCGGCGCUGCCGGUUCACCUCCUCCUGCUGCUGAUCCUCGGCCUCGCCUGCCUCGUGCCCAUGAGCCAGGAGGACUACAGCUGCCACCACGCCAACAACUUCGCCCGCUCCUUCCAUCCCAUGCUGAGCUACACCAACGGACCUCCGCCUAUAUGAGGCGCCGCCCCCAUCAAGGACCCCGAAGUCACCUGUACCGGGACCACACCCCCUCUAUGAGGACCGCCCCCCACGACCAUAUAUGGACCAGACAUCCGCCCAGUCCAUCGUGGCCUCUGUUCCGUGUGAGGACCGGACAGCCGCCCGUGUACGGGCAGAACUCUCCGCCCGUAUAAGGACUGUCCCUCCGCAGCUAGCUACCAGCUUUGCCAAGGACUCCGACACUCUGACUAGUAUGAAUGUUCCCUGUUCUUUCCCUGCAGGACCCCCGACUCCCACUCUCCCGACCCCAACUCCACGACCCCACCUCCCCUCCACCCCCACGCUGGGAGCAUAUGAAAUCCGAUGGAGUGUCUCCACCAGUAACACAAUGAGAACCAGUCCAUUAGAGCGUUCUGGGGCCAGUUGACUGAGGCCCUAGCGUCUCCAGGGUGAAGGGACUCAAGCCUCCUCCAUCCGAAUAAUAGCAGUUGUUUUUUUAUUCUUUCUUCGGAAAAAUGAAGUAUAUUAUUUUUGACGUAUUUUUUAUUUCUACGGUUGAAUCACAGAGCACUAUUUAUAUACAACCGCGUGCUGGGAGCCAAAGUCCACGGCGCUGUUCGUACUUCAGUGCUGCUACUAUUUAUUUUUUUCCGUUCGAUUGGAUUUGAAGAUUUGUUUGAUUUCACGAGGACACAGCACAGACUGUGGGAGAUUCUACCUGUAAAUCGUAGUUUAGGUAAAGUAUCAAACAUUCAUCUCUUUGAAGAGUUUCCAAAAUGAGAACUUUUCAAAAUUGACAUCAUGGUAAAAUCUUGCGAUUUUGAACACCGAGUGAUCCAAUGCCUUCGGAAUCGGCCGACGAUUUCUGAUGGACGCACUUUGUAUUUAAAAGAAAUGGCUGCCGUUAUUUUAUUUUGUUCACGAGAUUUACAAAACUUUCGGAGACAAACUCAUCAUGGAAGGUAGCCGAUAGCUGAACCCUAACGCACUGAAACGAGCGCCUGAUUAUGGUUCCUCACCGAAGCCGUCCAGUCUUCCCCCAAGACAGCCAAAUGCUGGUGUCCCUGUUUUGAUCUCCUUUUAUAUCCAUUCUAGUAUUUCAAUAUUUAAUCACGUAGGGCAAACCUCGACACGCAGGAUGAGAUUCCGUUUAUUUUAUUUCUAUCGGUGAUUCAAAUGCCCCGCAAAACGCGGGCAGUUAUUUUUUUACCUUUUUAGUUCGAGCAUGCACUUCUGCAAGUCCUUUCUGCUUUUUAAGUUCGCCAACCAAUCACGGUCUGUGUACGGAGACGGAGGUGCGGAGGCGGGCGAAAAACAAUGCUUGGUGCUUUGUUACCGUGAGGACGACACCUCUGACGCGAUGGAGAUAUCUAGUCUGCGCUGUUUGAAACUGUAAAAAGAAACAUAAAAAAAAAAGCCCGGACAUGGAAAUGGUUAUUUAUGUAUGUACAGUUUGCUAAUGCUGAAAUCAUGAAGAAUGUUCUUUACAUAUAGUAAAAAAAUAUAUAAAAUA